This is a messenger RNA of Pimephales promelas (fathead minnow), 1872 nucleotides long. RefSeq names its product G protein-coupled receptor 87. Gene Ontology annotation, biological process: G protein-coupled receptor signaling pathway. Gene Ontology annotation, cellular component: membrane. The record is from RefSeq and is a predicted model, not a curated record. NCBI's taxonomy places the organism in Eukaryota, Metazoa, Chordata, Actinopteri, Cypriniformes, Leuciscidae. Gene Ontology annotation, molecular function: G protein-coupled purinergic nucleotide receptor activity.
AUGACAAAUACAACACAACCUCUCUGUAAAUUUACAACUAAUUAUGUUUUCAUAUUUGCAUACUCCCUAGUCUUUCUCAUCAGUCUGGUGCUGAACUGUAUCACGAUGCGUGUGUAUUUUUGCACUAAUCUGCGUGCCCAGUCCAGCAUCACGGUUUACAUGAAGAACCUGGCUGUAGCUGACUUCUUUAUUUGCCUUGGUUUACUUUUGCGCAUUGUGUCCUCUGCCAAUAAUUCAGACAUAAUGUUCAAAAUUUACUGCAGCUUUACAGGAGCAACCUUGUAUUCAAGCAUUCUCUUCAUGGACGCCAUUGCUGUAAACAGGUACCUGAAGAUUGUCCAGCCAUUGGAGAGUACUGGACUACAGACAGUUUGUAUCGCUCGCCACAUUUCUGCAGCAAUUUGGCUCUUCAUGUUAGCCUUAUCUUCCAUCUACUUGAUCCUCAUUCCUCAGAACUCCUGGGGUCUCGAUCAAAAGCUGGAUGAAUUAAGCUGUGGAUCCCAACACAGUCUCAAGUUAAGUUUGGCCAACAAAAUCAUCAGAUGUGUGUGCUUUUUGAUCUUCAUUUUUGUCCUGGUGUCCCUGAUUCCUUUAUACUGGAAGAUUCUUCAAAAGCUAAGACAAGUUCAACUCUCUACACAGACCACAUUCAAUAGCCAAACAUUCAGAAAUUCAAAGCGCAACAUGCUAGUGCUAAUAGUCAUUUUCUGCGUGUGCUUUGUGCCCUUUCAUCUGGUGUAUCUGCCUGCCAUGUUCAUCCAACCCCUGCUGCAUGACUGUUCAGCACUCCAUGUGUUACACAUUCUGAAGGAGUUGUCCACCCUGUUUGCGGGACUAAAUGCCUCCUUGGAUCCACUUAUUUACUUCUUGUUUUCCAGGGCAUUCAGAGCCCAUUUUAAUUUUACCAGUUGCCAAGACUGUCCAUGAAUGAGGGCUAAAUAGUUUUUUGUGCAUUUGUGAUGUUCUUCCCUUUUUUGUUGCUAUUUCCAGAACAUGAGGAUCUUUGUUGAAAUAUUAUGGCUGCUACAGUAUAACUAAAACACUGAUAAUAACGUGUAAAUAUGGUUUAAAAAACAAAACUACUGGGCUACACACACAACUAAACUUAGCAAAGAUUGUAUACAGAAUCAGGAAAGUGAAGAAAGAGAUUAGAAGAAAAGAGAAUGGCAAGAUUAUAACCAGUUAAACACAACCUACGAGAAACAUCAGAGAAUCAGGGUCACCUUAAAGGGGCACAAUAACUUAGAAACGCAUCUAAAGGCUGCAAACGGGUACUUGCAUUGGUUUUGGUUGCUGAACAAGUCCAGAUGCAGGAUAUUCUUGAGAUUCUUGAUGAUUUUUCCAGGAGUGUGCUGAGGCGUUCGUUUGGGUUCUUGAGGUGGUCCACGUUGAAUGCAAAGGGUGAGCAGCCUCGUCUCGUGUGUGUUCCGUCUGAGCGUCACGUGGUUGGCAGAUGGGUCCGGAGCGUGCGCUUUCAAACAAAGGUUUAAAGGUCUCGGACGUAAAUUACCAAAUAAAAAAUUCAGGUUAGCUGAUGAAGAACUAUAAAAGAUCCUUUUAAUACUCAUAUGUUGUGGUUAUCGACAUCAUUUACACAGUCAUUUCGAUCUUCAAAGUACCAGGUUAUGAAGACCAAAUAUGUCAUUUUUAUUUUAACUUACUUUUACAGGUCUUUGAGACUAUUUACAGUUAUUUGUUUAUCACAGGAUUCGAGAUAUCUAAAUGGUGUAGAAGUUAAUCUGUUUUGGAUAAACCUAGACGUGCUUAGAGCCACUCACUGGACAAGCCAUGAAAAGUGUAAGAAGCAACAGAAUGGGCUCUAUUUUGCACCCGGCGCAAAUGACUUUAUUCACUGACGAAUUUAUCAUUCCU